Hansenula ciferrii is the source of this 1713-nucleotide messenger RNA. RefSeq names its product dolichyl-P-Glc:Glc1Man(9)GlcNAc(2)-PP-dolichol alpha-1,3-glucosyltransferase (gene ALG8). The transcript has a single exon. Lineage: Eukaryota; Fungi; Ascomycota; Saccharomycetes; Phaffomycetales; Wickerhamomycetaceae. Gene Ontology annotation, biological process: protein N-linked glycosylation. Gene Ontology annotation, cellular component: endoplasmic reticulum membrane. The record is from RefSeq and is a predicted model, not a curated record. Bases 1 to 1713 code for a protein of 570 amino acids. Gene Ontology annotation, molecular function: dolichyl pyrophosphate Glc1Man9GlcNAc2 alpha-1,3-glucosyltransferase activity.
AUGUCGCAAUUGAAGAACAGGAAAUCAAAAGGGUCACAAAAGUCACAAAUCGAUUCAUCAUCUCAAUUGGACCCAUUGAAUCAAAACAAAUUAAAUGAUGAUUCAGAAUUUGAUAAGAAAUCAUCAAAAUACAAAAGAAAUUUUUCAUUAUGGAACAUAUGGGUAGCUGCUACAAUUCUAAAGGUCUUAUUAUUUGAUACUUAUCAUUCAACAGAUUUCGAUGUUCAUAGAAACUGGCUGGCAAUAACAAAUAAAUUACCAAUACGUGAAUGGUAUUUAGAGAAAACAAGUCAAUGGACAUUAGAUUAUCCACCAUUCUUUGCCUAUUUUGAAUGGUUCUUAUCACAAUUUGUGCCAUCAAUUGUUCAACAAGAUGGAUGCUUAGACAUCGUUCCAAAAGGUGUAUAUGGUUGGCCAACAGUUGUUUUCCAAAGAAGUACAGUUAUAGUAUCAGAAAUUUUAUUAUUUGCAAUCUUACAAACUUUUAUAAAUAUAAGUGAUGAUAAAAUUUCAAGCUUUAUAAUUGCAAGCUCAUUGGUCUUAUCGCCUGGUUUAUUGAUUGUUGAUCAUAUUCAUUUCCAAUAUAAUGGGAUGAUGUUUGGUUUAUUAGUUGGUGUUAUUGUUGCUGCUAGACAUGAAAAAUAUUACUUAUUAGGUGCAUUGUUUGCAAGUUUAUUAUGUUUCAAGCAUAUUUUCUUAUAUGUGGCACCUGCUGUAUUUGUAUAUUUGUUAAGAAACGUUGUUUUAGAUGUUAGUCAAAAAUCAAUUAUAAAAUUCAUCAAAUGGGAUAAAUUGAUCAAAUUAGGUUCAAUUGUUAUCAUUAUAUUCACUUUAGCAUUUGCACCAUUUGCUUAUUAUCAAGUUUUACCUCAACUAUUUGAAAGAUUAUUCCCAUUUUCAAGAGGUUUAACACAUGCCUAUUGGGCUCCAAAUGUUUGGGCAAUUUAUUCAUUCUUAGAUAAAGUUUUGAUUGUCAUUUCUAAAAGACCAUAUUUUAACAAUAUUUUAACUAAAACAAUUGGAAUUCCAUCAAUUGAUAUCAUCAAUGAAAAGAUCUUAGCUGCAGGUAAUACAGGUACAAAAGGUUUAGUUCAAGAUGUUUCAUUCAUUAUUUUACCAAAUAUAACACCAAAAGUUACCUUCUUGUUAACAUUAUUCUAUGAUAUUUUAUCACUUUUACCAUUAUUAUUACAACCAAAUUUCAAGAGAUUUGUUGGAGCUUUGACAUUAAAUGCAUAUGCAUCAUUUUUAUUUGGAUGGCAUGUUCAUGAAAAGGCGAUAAUGUUAAUAAUUAUACCUUUCACAUUUUUGAUUAAUGAAAGAAGAUUAUUAAACUCAUUUUUAAUUAUAGCAGGUUCAGGAUAUGUUAGUUUAUUCCCAUUAUUACCAAAUCAAAAUUUAAUCAAACAAUUUUAUACAUUAAUUUGGUUCAUUAUUUAUUCAUUAUCAUUUAUGGAAGUAUCUAAACAGAAAACAUCACAAAAUAGAAUUUUCUUAUUUGAUAGAAUUUCAUUAGUCUAUUUAUCAAGUUUAAUACCCAUGGUAUUAAUGGUAUUUUUUAUUGAUCAAUUCAAAUCACAAAUCCCAAUACUAUCAAAAUUCGAAUUUGUUGGAUUAAUGAUAUAUAGUGUUUAUUGUGGUAUUGGUGUUAUUUCAAGUUGGUUUGGAUUAAGUUGGUUGUACUUCUUUGAAGACUCAAUUUGGGAAGAAUAA